UGAUUCAAGUCUGUUUGGCUUCCACAGGGUAGAAUAUGGCUCUGUCAUUCCUUUUGGUCUUGGCUGCAACUGUGAUUCUCAUCAGGCCUGAGACACCAGUAACUAAGGCACUGCAUCAUAAUUCAGUUGAGUGCUGCGGGGACAAACAGAAAGUGAACAGUUCAUGUUCUAAUGAUACCCACUGUGAACCAGGAUGCUACUUGCGAGUCCUUGAGAAUACCGUUUGCAUACUGUGUGACUCAGCUUUGGAUGUGGAGAAUGUAACCGCCUGCACAUACAACUACACUGUGGACAAGAAAAAUCAUACAACAGUAACUACUUUCCUUCCCAAAAUUGGCGGUCCAGGCGUGGCUGCUUCUCUUCUUUUGGGAACCUUGUUUAUCAGCCUAUUCCUGAUUCUGUCUGUUGCCUCCUUUUUCUACCUCAAACGCUCCAACCGUCUUCCUAGCAUCUUCUAUCGCCGCAACAAAGGCUUCAUAUUCCAACCAAGUGAGACAGCUGUAAUGAUACCCUCUUCUUCAGUGAGAAAACCAAGGUAUGUCAGAAGGGAGCGACCCACUGCGCUGUUGACACAAAGUAAUGCCAGCGUUCCCACCACAUCCACGACUAAGGCCUAUAACCUGUAAAUGGAGCAUGGUUUGGGAUGACUGGCGCAUUGAAAAGAGGAAGCUCAGGAAUGUUGUUAGACCCCCCCCCCCUUAAACCAUGUGAAGUGCAAAGAAAUACUGUCAGAGUUGGCCACAUUUAAGUGUAGCUGCUUCUGCUACGUUCAGUCACUGGAGAUGCUAACUAUCUGUAUUUAAUGGCUUUAGGAUUAUUGGGUAUUUUGUCUGUUAUGUCCCCUUUACAACACAACCUUCAAAUUCUUAUUUUUUUUGGGGGGGGGGCAUUUUUUAUAUAUAUAUAUUCCAUAAAUGUCUGGUUAAUUUGUAAUUGUUUAUACUAGAGGAUUGACUCUCAUAAAAACUUGAUGUCUUUUGUGCCAAAAAUGGGUCCCUCUACAACCAAGUUGUACGACAGCAUCUCACAUUUGAAUGAAGGUAUAGUUAGUCAGCUCUCUGCUUUGUACCUGUGAUAUUUAUUCGUAAUUGUGCACUUUUACUGAAUAGAAUCAGGCAACACAUCAGAAGUCCCGCAGUGGAUAGGGACAUUUUAACAAGAGUUAGGCACCGUAUUAAUGUAAGUUUAUUUUUGUGUUUCUACAUUUGCAUAUGUCAUUAUUUUGUGUCCAGUCAAGAUGAAUGUAUUUCACAUAGACAUAAAAAAAACAUUCCUCAUUUGUUCCAUUCCACAUUUAAACCUUCUCAAUUACAAAAGCCAU
Molecule: messenger RNA, 1321 nt
Organism: Thalassophryne amazonica
Lineage: Eukaryota; Metazoa; Chordata; Actinopteri; Batrachoidiformes; Batrachoididae
Gene: c3h1orf159
Product: chromosome 3 C1orf159 homolog
Exons: 8
Coding region: 36-626 (196 amino acids)
Source: RefSeq, a predicted model, not a curated record